Molecule: messenger RNA, 1375 nt
Organism: Aegilops tauschii subsp. strangulata
Lineage: Eukaryota; Viridiplantae; Streptophyta; Magnoliopsida; Poales; Poaceae
Source: RefSeq, a predicted model, not a curated record
GCUCGAUGCAGCAUAGUAUUCGAACAUCAAAGUGUGUCAUCGUCAUGGUGACCCUGUUUUGAACAUACAAACUCCGCCGAUGCGGGUGCGCUAGUGCUAAAGUUUAUGCAGAAAUCUUGUUAAGAACCUGGUUACAUAAGGUGGAUGUGGAGCUUGUGUAGUCCUUAUAGCAACCUAUAAUCCAACAAAAGAUGAAGUGACCGAAUUCUCCGCAAGUUCAUGCCUGGCCCUGCUCUACAGCAUAAAUCUCUGCUCAGUCAUCACCACCGAAAGCCUGGGAAAUACACAAGAUGGCUUCCAUUCUAUUCACAAAAGAAUGUCCGGGUUCCAUGGUUCUCAGUGCGGCUUCUGCACUCCCGGCAUGUGCAUGUCUAUUUUCACUUCUCUUGCCAAUGCUGACAAGUCCAAGAAGCCCGAACCACGAAAGGGGUUCUCAAAGUUGACGGUAUCUGAAGCAGAAAGGGCUUUCUCAGGCAACAUGUGUAGAUGUACCGGCUACCGACCGAUCGCGUGCAAAAGUUUUGUUUCAGAUGUUGACCUGGAGGAUUUGGGCCUCAAUAUAUUCUGGAAGAAAGGUGAUAAGGACGCCGACGUCAGCAAGUUGCCAGCUUACACUCUUGGUGGUGGAGUCUGCACUUUCCCGGACUUCCUGAAAUCCGAGAUAAAAUCUUCGCUCCUUCAUCUAACUGAUGUUUCAGAUGUCACGGUCUCCGGGGUGGGUUGGUAUCAUCCUAAAAGCAUUGGGCAGUAUUAUGACUUGCUGAACUCUGGCAUUUUUAGUGACUGCACAGUUAAAGUGGUUGUCGGGAACACAAGUUCUGGUGUCAAGGGAUACAAGGAUCGGGAUCUAUAUAACAAGUAUAUUGACAUCGGUGACAUUCCUGAACUUUCAGCUGUUUGGAAGAAAGACAGUGGCUUUGAAAUCGGAGCAGCUACACCAAUUUCUAAAACUAUUGAGAUACUCGAGCAAGAAGCUAGAUCUACAUCAUGUGCAAAUGGAAGUGUGGUUUUCAGAAAACUCGCUGAGCACAUGAGCAAGGUGGCCACACCAUUUGUCCGCAACACAGCAAGCCUUGGUGGGAACAUAAUUCUAGCACAGAAAUACCCGUUUCCCUCGGACAUCGCGACCAUACUUCUUGGUGCUGCUUCAACUGUUCGUCUUCAGGUUUAUUCAGAAACACUAGAGGUAACUUUUGAAGAGUUUCUGGAGCAGCCUCCUCUUGAUCCCAGUACAUUGCUCCUGAGCAUAUUUAUUCCACAUUGGGCUUCAGAUUCUCAGAAAGAAAGUAAGGUGAUCUUCGAAACUUACCGAGCGGCACCUCGCCCUCUUGGCAAUGUUGUUUCAUAUGUUACCCACGGAAAGCUGAGGAAUUAA